Exophiala mesophila is the source of this 2297-nucleotide messenger RNA. RefSeq lists its product as uncharacterized. The record is from RefSeq and is a predicted model, not a curated record. NCBI's taxonomy places the organism in Eukaryota, Fungi, Ascomycota, Eurotiomycetes, Chaetothyriales, Herpotrichiellaceae. The coding region runs from base 156 to 1679 and encodes 507 amino acids. The transcript is spliced from 5 exons.
CGGGUCUUGGGGCACAUCUCCAAACAACUCGACGGGUCACCACCACUGCUACUUAGACUUAUCCAACCUUUCUAUACAAGAAACGUCUUCCGACCUCUUCUCAGCCUUGCAGUCUUCCAAAUUCCACUCGUUCAUUUGCUCUCCACAUUCACAAGAUGCCUGACAUUUCAGUCGAUGUCCUGGUCAUUGGCGCAGGGCCAACUGGCCUUGGUGCCGCCAAACGGCUCAACCAGAUUGACACAGCCUCGUGGCUGAUCGUUGACUCGAACGAAACUCCUGGUGGUCUGGCCUCGACCGAUGUCACCAAGGAGGGCUUUCUCUACGACGUCGGUGGCCACGUCAUCUUCUCCCACUACAAAUAUUUCGACGACUGCAUCGACGAGGCCCUCCCCAAAGAAGACGAUUGGUAUACACAUCAAAGAAUCUCCUAUGUCCGGUACAAGGAGCUCUGGGUGCCCUAUCCCUUCCAAAACAACAUUUCGAUCUUGCCCAAGGAAGAUCAGGUCAAAUGUAUCGAUGGAAUCAUAGAUGCUGCUCUGGAAGCAAGAGUCGCCAACACAAAGCCCAAAGAUUUUGACGAAUGGAUUGUUCGCAAUACCGGCAUCGGUGUCGCCGACAUCUUUAUGCGCCCAUACAACUUCAAGGUCUGGGCAGUUCCUACCACCAAGAUGCAAUGUCAAUGGCUGGGUGAGCGUGUGGCGGCCCCGGACGCCAAAUUGGUCACCAGGAACGUCAUUCUCAACAAAGUCGCCGGUAACUGGGGACCAAACGCAACCUUCAGAUUCCCCGCUCGCGACGGUACUGGAGGCAUUUGGAUCGCCGUCGCCAACACUCUCCCCGAGAAGAAGAAGCGCUUUGGAAAGAAAGGCACGGUCAAGAAAGUCGACGCAGACAAGAAAGAAGUCACACUAGAAGAUGGCACCACGGUGGGCUAUGAGAGACUGGUCAACACCAUGGCUGUCGAUGCGUUGGUCGAGGCCAUGGGAGACGACAAACUCAUCAAGUUGUCAAAAGGCCUAUUUUACAGCAGCACACAUGUCAUUGGUGUUGGUAUUCGUGGUACUCGUCCUGAGCGUAUCGGUGACAAGUGUUGGCUGUAUUUCCCAGAAGACAACUGUCCGUUCUACCGAGCAACCAUCUUCUCAAAUUACUCGCCAUACAACCAGCCGCAAAAGGAUGUCAAACUCCCGACUUUGCAACUUGCCAACGGAUCUCGAAGACAGAGCAUGAGCGCCAAGGAAGGUCCCUACUGGUCGAUCAUGCUUGAAGUGUCGGAGUCGAGCAUGAAGCCCGUCAACCGCGAAACACUGCUGAAGGAUUGCAUCCAGGGCCUUGUCAACACAGACAUGCUCAAACCAGAAGAUGAGAUUGUCUCCACAUAUCAUCGUUGCUUUGACCACGGGUAUCCAACACCUACCUUGGAGCGCGAGGGCGUACUGAAGGAGCUUCUCCCUGCUCUUCAAGAGAAGGGCAUCUACAGUCGAGGCCGAUUUGGUUCGUGGAGAUACGAGGUGGGCAACCAAGAUCACUCAUUCAUGCUGGGUGUGGAAGCCGUCGACAACAUCUUGAACGGCACAGUCGAGUUGACCUUGAACUAUCCCGAUUUCGUCAACGGACGGCAAAACACUGAACGAAGACUGGUGGACGGUGCUCAAGCCUUUGGCAAGCGUCCCGCUUAGGGUGUCGUGACCGGCCGAAGGAUGACAGGCGGCAAGACGGAGUUGGGCGGUCGAGUUGAGACCUCUGGAAAGGAGUCGUUGAAUGCCAGCGGUGGAACUGCGACUGCAGGCAAGGACGGAAAUUCGCGAGUCCUCAAUCGGAAUGGUAGAUAUAUUACUUGCAGCAUUGUACAGUCAUGAUAGACGGGUGUUGAGAUCUGGCGCCAAAAUACAGUCCACAGACCAUUGCAUAUCUUCUGCACAUAUGCGUCGAAUCAUUUGUCUGUGAUGGACGAGAAGAAACCUUCUAGCGACGAAAAACGGGUCAUCCAAAUGUGGGCGGCGAUGUUGAUGUUUGCGUCGAUUGGUCAUUCCAUCGGCAAUUGCAGAGACCGGGGGGACGAAAGAGGUCCAUAACCCUGGCGGGAUAGUUCCCAGACGUGGUUCUGGGUAGAUUAUCCGACCUUCAGCUCCUUUAUCGACCUUCGUCGGCUGGAGCCUGUUCUCUGAGCUUCGUCGUACAUCCAUGGAUAGUGGCCAGUAUAAAUCUCGGUGCCGUCGAUCUCAAGUGGUGAGCAUAUAUCGAUAAGACAGACCAUGAUCAUAGCAGCCAACAUUCAGCCAGAGGCUACUUUAUCU